Molecule: messenger RNA, 3445 nt
Organism: Notolabrus celidotus (New Zealand spotty)
Lineage: Eukaryota; Metazoa; Chordata; Actinopteri; Labriformes; Labridae
Product: rho-related GTP-binding protein RhoA-C
Exons: 5
Coding region: 126-707 (193 amino acids)
Biological process (GO): cell migration; small GTPase-mediated signal transduction; stress fiber assembly
Cellular component (GO): dendritic spine; cleavage furrow
Molecular function (GO): GTP binding; GTPase activity
Source: RefSeq, a predicted model, not a curated record
GGAGCAUCAGUCAAUCAUAAUUUCGCGGCCUCCUAUUGGUGGAAAGUGUGAAGUAGGCGGGAUCCUUCUUCGUGGCACUGUCGGGGGGCGGGACUGUGAGGUCCAACAGGAAAAACUAAAGAAAGAUGGCUGCAAUCAGAAAGAAACUGGUGAUCGUGGGUGAUGGAGCCUGUGGAAAAACCUGCCUCCUCAUAGUGUUCAGCAAAGACCAGUUCCCUGAGGUCUAUGUGCCUACUGUGUUUGAAAACUAUGUGGCAGAUAUUGAGGUGGAUGGUAAACAGGUGGAGCUGGCUCUUUGGGACACUGCAGGUCAGGAGGACUACGACAGACUGAGGCCUCUCUCCUACCCCGACACAGACGUCAUCCUGAUGUGUUUCUCCAUCGACAGCCCCGACAGUUUGGAGAAUAUUCCAGAGAAGUGGACUCCCGAGGUCAAACACUUCUGCCCUAACGUGCCCAUAAUCCUCGUGGGGAACAAGAAAGAUCUGAGAAACGAUGAGCACACACGCCGAGAGUUAGCCAAGAUGAAACAGGAACCGGUGAAAUCAGAGGAGGCGAGGGAAAUGGCAAACCGCAUCAACGCCUUCGGUUACUUGGAGUGCUCAGCCAAGACGAAGGAUGGCGUGAGGGAGGUGUUUGAGAUGGCCACCAGGGCGGCGCUGCAGGCCAAGAAACGAGGCAAGAAGGGCGGCUGCCUUCUGCUUUAGAGCUUCAGGUCACUCAGGCUUAACCAGGGGAGGGGAGGGGAGAGGGGGGAGGUAAACAUCCCUCCUGUGUCCGCUCUGUGGGCACAGCUGAGUGGGGCAUUCAGGGGAAGUGGGAGAAUAAUCUAACCAGGCCAAAGGGACAAAAGGAGGAGGGUUAAAUUUAAAAGGGACAUUCAAGUCCAAGGCUAUAGCUUUUAGUUUUUCAAACAUACUGUAAUCUUUUAAUCAAAUUUAAAGAAUGUGAAGAGAGAGGGCGUACUUUAAAGAAGUGCAGGAGGGUGAGUACUGUAAGAAGGUUUCUCACUUUGUUUUUAAGAGUCGUAGAGAUCAGGGUAUCAGUGCCUGAAUAACUGUCUGAAACCUACAAAGGCUUGCUGUGUAACUCUUCUUUCAGUUUAGUGCUGUCGUUCUGUAUGCUCUUCUUUCUCCUUUAUUCCCCUGAAGAAGACACAGACCAAAACGACUUCAGACAGACCUUUAAAACACUCAGAGUUUAUAUAAUUAAAGGUCUGAGCUUGAUUCCAUGAUGGUGAUGUGACCAACUUAUUUGAGUGUUAAUAUUAGCGUGUUGUUGAACACAGCAGUCUGAAAAAGAUUGGAUUAAAGCAGACUGUCAAACGCUGAUAAAAGGUUAAAGAGUCCUCUAAAAACUAAAAUAGCAGCAUGGCCUUAAUCCACCUGAAACACAGAAGGACCAGACAUUAUGUAAGAAGUGUUCUCAUUAGAGACAACCCUUUAUUUCAUUAUAUUUUAGUAAAAUAAGCCUCCAUACCUUUGUUCUAUUUCUCUUCUCCUCCUCCGUUUUUACCUGAUGCCUCGUUUUAACACUCAGUGUAUUUCUACAGCACUGUUUCCAUCACAACAGAGUCAGAGCUUCUCUUUAAUACACACAUACUGUUUUCACCCACUGAUAACUUACAGAUGCUAAAAUUAAAGCUCCUGUAGGGAACGUUUGGUUUGCAUUCAAUUUGGCACCCCCUGUGGACAAAGCAGUACCUCUAAUAUAUUUGCUUAUUUUGUGCAGAUAUGUAAGUGGUAUGUUCAUCAUACAUGUCAUCCUGCUUUCUUAAAUCGGCAGCAGUUUCAGGAACCACUGAUUACAUAAACAAUUAUAGAAACAAUUAAUCCAGCAACCAUUGUAGGCCAUAAAUAGUCACCAGUGUUACUCUCAGCCUGAUUCAUGACCAUAGACUAUAAAUAAUGGACGUAGUAUCCGUCGUCACCCGUUUGUUUCUGAAACGCUGUUUUGAUGCCUAUCGUCAGCGGGAGCCAUAUUGGAAAUGCUGAACUCAACCUAACUGCUGCUGAGCUGUAGGGAAGUGAAGGGAAACAAUGUAUCACUUUGUCCACAGGGGGCGCUGAAAUCAACACAACCCAAAGUCUCUUACAGGAGCUGUAAAGUGUCAGUUUUUUAAUUAUUUUUGAAGUUUUUUGGGGGGGGCAUUUUUUGCCUUUAUUUGAUAGGACAGCUGGAGAGAGACAGGGGAUUUGGAGAGUACAGAGUGAGGGAAGACAUGCGGCAAAUGGUAGAGGUUGGUAAUCAAACCUGCAACUGCUGUGACAAGGACUACAGUCUCUGUAUGUGGGGCGCAACCUUAGACUGCUAGGCCAACUACGCUCCUGUUUUUUAAUUCUGUACUUUUUUUUUGACCCAGCCCUCAGUUUUUUCAACAUUAUGAAAACUUAUAUGAACUUUGGAGAGUUUUAUGUGUAUACUUGAGUAAAAUUAAGAGCCUGUCAGGGAGGGACUUGAUAGAAUACAGCAGAAAUUUAAGGUUUGCAAAGAUGAAACAGAAUCACAGGGUCUUUAGUCAGUCACCUCUGCAAAACCAGUCUGCAAAUAUUCAAAACACAUCUUUCUGAAGGCGCCUUUCCAAAGCAUUUUGAGAUAUAAAUCCUCUUCUUUAUCAUUCAUUUCUUCUUUUUCCAGCAGAAAUCAAAAUGCCAAAUGUGUUUUUAUCUGUGUACCUCGUUUGAAAAUCUACAUUUCUGAAUGAUGUUGUUGUAAAUCGCAGCUGCUGGCCAAUUAAGCUGUUAACUGUUAAAUAUCUUCAAGUUGGCACCUCUGGACUUUUAGUUUUGCUCCUGUCCAGCGUCUUACAUCUCUCUUUUUAUUGUCCUUUAAAUGAGCCUUUCUCUUUUCAGUCAUGAUUUUAAAGUUAGGCUGCAGAAUAACACACUUAGACCUUUAAUUUUAGAAGUCGUGUGUAAACAAGUGGUGCUUCAGAAAGUUAGCAUUUUGCUUGCUGUAGGCUUUAAGAUGAUGAAAUUGUCAUUUAAGAUCUGUUAAAUUUCAAUACCUGGAGGUAAUUAGUGUAUUAAAACAGACAAGCUUCUUAUGUGAGUGUGUUGUUACACAGAUGGAAUAAGUGCUGUGGAAAUGAACGUUAAACAGAAUCAUAAUAUUCUGUCUGUUCUGCUCCUCUCUGUCUCAGUCUGGCUCGUUUUUAUUUCCCACUCUACCGACUGUUUCUCUUCUGUCUUCUGUUGUAUUGUAUUUUAACCUUAUGUGAUAUUCUACUGGCUUACAUUGUAUUAUUUGCACACAACUUUAAACAUAGAGGUCAGUGUGGUAUUUACUCUUCGGAGAGGAAUGUCAAAUUAUGAAAUUACAACUCUGAAAUACAGAUCGGUUUGUAAGAGAAUUAGUCUUUUGUAUUCGAGUGUAUCCUCACAUUUCUCCUGUUGUCUUUUUUAUGUAUCCUAAAGGAAAUAAACUGUAACUGCUAAUGACCAAA